This is a messenger RNA of Galdieria sulphuraria, 851 nucleotides long. RefSeq lists its product as uncharacterized. The record is from RefSeq and is a predicted model, not a curated record. The transcript has a single exon. Bases 114 to 359 code for a protein of 81 amino acids. NCBI's taxonomy places the organism in Eukaryota, Rhodophyta, Bangiophyceae, Galdieriales, Galdieriaceae.
UGUAAACAAGCUAUCAAAAUGUGUAGUUUUGCGAGAAGUAGACAGUGUACCAAAGUCCAUGAAGAAACAGCGAAACCCAAGUAACCAAUCAUCAUAUCGAUUGCCUUAAAUGGAUGCAGUUUUUUACGGCUUCGACAUUUACUUAUAAUAGAUUAACCUCCUUUUGCCAUCUUUGUUCAAGCCAACAUAAUUUCAAGUUUCAGAUGGGAUGUCAAAGAAACCAUUUUCCGAAAGGAGCAGUUACGACUCUGUUGAACAAGUCGUAUUCAAAAUUUACGGCUAUGUUUGUUCUACUUACUGACGAGUUGCUGUUAAGGACAUCCUUGGACGGCUUUCACUUCAUCUCUUGUUCACAGUAGAUUUUUCAAGCCUAUUUUCAAGGUCUGACCACCAAAUGGGGAGAGAUGCCAAUCUACAGAUAUACACACAUAGAACAACCCAAGGCUUUCAAAACGCAUAGUCUCCACUCAAUCUAAUCUACGUAAAUUUCUAGUACAAUAAAGUUUAGCAGUUCAUCUACUCCUUCCUACAAGUACAAUAAAUACUGCUUCAAGAGACACACUACCACUGAUGGUCCCUUCCUUGGCAGAACUAAGUGAGCAGUCGGCGUUGAAAUCUACGGCAAGGAUUAAGAAUUCUGGCAAGGGCUAAGAGAGCGUUGACGACACGCCAAGUUAGUUUGUCAUUUUAUCGAACAGUUCCUAGAGUUGAGAGACUUUGGAGCUUAAGCUCUCGUGUAAUUAAGUUUUCGGACAAGAUUGGUUCACAGUCACGGUUUCUCCAUUUCCUUGACCCCACCCCAGAAACGUCUCGUUAUCGAGUUAGUCCAACGGGACGUCAAAGGGCUGAUG